Maudiozyma saulgeensis is the source of this 1380-nucleotide messenger RNA. The record is from the annotation of a GenBank genome assembly. NCBI's taxonomy places the organism in Eukaryota, Fungi, Ascomycota, Saccharomycetes, Saccharomycetales, Saccharomycetaceae.
AUGACUGAAGUAGCACUUGAGAAUGGCAAUAUGGAUACCCAUGCCGAAGAAGCAAGACUAAACAAGAUCAGUAAUGAGGAGUUCAAGAUUUGGAAGAAGGCUGUUCCAACUUUCUAUCAACAUAUCUCUACUUUUAAACCAUGUCUACAAAAACAUGUUACAAACCAAAGUAAGUUACAAAAGACAGUUACCUUCACAGAUAAGAUGUUUCCUGAUAUGACUAAAGGGACACUGACAACUUCAGUACUGUUGGCUCUUGGGAGUGAUAUUUAUGAAAUAGAUGUGAUAUUACCAAUUGGUGCUCAUUUAACAAGUGAAGAAUCAUCUUGUGAUGUAAAACCUCAAUAUGAGGCCUUUUUAAAGACAUUUGAACAAACCAAAUUUGAACCUAAAUGGAAAGUUGAAAAUAAUGAUACAGUUGCAAAAUUGUACUAUUUAAACACUAGUGGUGUUAAAUUCAUUGCUGUUACUACGAAUGGUUCUAUUUUAUGGUUCAGAGAUGAAAUUACAACAGCUAUAACUAGUUGUGUAGCUGAACCACAGGAGUCUGGUACAAAAGUUGAUGUCAGAUCUGAUAUAUCUAGUGAUUUAUCUACCAUUGCUGUUAUAACUACUAUUACGAAAGAUGAUAUUGCUAGUUCGACAAUUAAGAUAGUUGAUAACGUUGUGAAGGUAGGAGAUGUGAAACGUACAAUUUAUGUUAAGGAUAACUUUCAUUGUGGAUCCUUUAAAUUUGUGAAUGGCAAGGAUUCUGUCGUUCUCUGUGACAAUCAUUGUACUUUUAAAUUAUGGGAUUUAAAUAAUGCAGACGACACACCUUCUUUUGUAUUCACAGAUAAUACAGAGGGUAAAUUGACUGUAAUUGGAACUUCUAAGAUAGUAUCAACUCUUUUCGCAACUGGAUCUGAUAAUGGUACUAUUAAACUAUGGGAUUUACGUUCUUUAUCACACAAUAAAACAUUUGAAGUCGGUAAGGAUACUGAUGCCGUUAAGGAAAUAGCUCUGUUAUCUCACUUUGAUGAUGAUGCUGUCUCCGAUAUCAUAUUUUCUUCCACAUCUGCUUGUAAAUUUGUUACAGUUGGUAGAAGUGGGAACGUAUAUCAUUGGGAUAUGGAGUAUUUGUUUUCAAAGGAACAAAAUGAUGAAAAAGACAGCAAGAAUAGUGAUGAAGAAAGUAUUGCUAGUUCAGCACUUCAAGCAGAAUGUCUGUCAUUUUAUCAUACUGGUGGGUUUAGAAGAUUACGCACUGAUGGAGCAAAAAGAAACACUGUUGCGUGCGAUUCCGUUAUUGAUGAUUUGGUAUGUACAGUUGACGCCGAUGAUUUAUUGACAGUAUAUAUUCCUUUUACUGCAAGAGUUGCAAGUGAUUCCACAGAUUAA